Molecule: messenger RNA, 1060 nt
Organism: Lipotes vexillifer (Yangtze River dolphin)
Lineage: Eukaryota; Metazoa; Chordata; Mammalia; Artiodactyla; Lipotidae
Gene: SPACDR
Product: sperm acrosome developmental regulator
Exons: 3
Coding region: 214-828 (204 amino acids)
Source: RefSeq, a predicted model, not a curated record
UUGACUCCUCUCCCUGUCCCAGGGAGGUGAGGAAGGGCCUAGGAUGAGUCACGGGGGGGAUUUUUCCUCCUGGAUUCUCUAUUUCUUUCUUCACUGCUGUGCUAGAGGCUCCCCAGAGACCCCUUAGGUGGCGGCCACUGGCCUGCAGCCUGUCCUCCCCACUGAACUCAAUGCCGGUUCUGCCCCCUACUUGUGGCUUGUGUAUCGGAAGAAAUGGCUGUGGUCAUGAGGUUCUUCCGAUGGAUUUGGCGCAAGGUUAGUCGCUCGGUUUUCUUCUGGAAACACAAAGCUAAGUCAACCAUCGUAGAACGCACUGACUCCAAGAAAAAUGAGUUGAAGGUGGAGAAGACUUCCAAGGUGUCUGAGACUUUCAAGUUGGUUGAGUCCCCCAAGGAAGCUAAGGUCUCCAGGAUGGAUGUGUCCUCCAAGGUGGCUGACCCCUGCGUGUUGGCCAAGACCACCGCGGACGGGGCUGCGGUGGAGGCGGGCCAUGGGCAGAGAUCGCUGUUGCAGCUGCCCCGGACUGCUGUCAAAUCUGUCUCCAUGCUCAUGGUCUCCGCCCUGCAGUCUGGCUGGCAGAUGUGCAGCUGGAAGUCGUCUGUGAGUUCUACCUCAGUCACCUCCCAAAUGAAGACCGGGUCCCGUUUGGAGUCGAGAGGGACUGAGAUGCUGCCGGAAGUGUACCUGGUGCUGUGGGCCAUUCGGAAACAACUGCAGCAGCUGGCCCGCAGGCAGGAGAGGCAGCGACGGCGCCAUAUCCGGGCCCACAUCUGUCCCCAACCUGACCCAGUUCAGGGCUUGAAACAGGAUUCCCGGAGUCCCCUCUAGGGGGGAACCCCACAUCCUCAGAAAGCCCCCACCUCACUCUUAGGUAAGGUUGAUAGGAGAGGUUAGGGCAGCAGGCCAGGAGUUGUGGGUGAGGAGAAGUUUUCAUACCGUCACCUCUCAUCGGGACCCCAAGGCCUGGCCUGGGGUCCCACGUACUCUCCUUCAUUCCUUUUAUUCAAUUUGUAAAAAAUUAUCAAAAUGUUGGGAAAUAAAUAUCGGAAAUUUCUGAGUA